AUGGCAAAUGAGGGUGAAAAUCAUGGAGCAGCCCAACCUAUGAAUGUCUUAGGUGUUCUUAAUCCUUCCAGAGUGAAUGGAUCAUUGUGGUUCAAACGUGAUUCCGUAAUCACUAGUGAGAUAAGAACAAUCAUCCGAUCUGAUUUUCCUGGCCCGUAUAGAAACUGGUCAACUACCCCGAAACAUGUAAAAGAGCGAUGGUGGUUCACAUUCAAGAAAGAAAAGAACGGAGAUGCAUCUUACAUUGAUGUUCUUCGUGAGACACAAAAGAAAUCAGAUGGGUCAUUUGUGGAUGAAAGGGCAAGGCUAAUUAGUGAAGGAUUUGAAAAAAAUGUAGCUGAUCAUAUGCUUGAAGAUGAUAUCCUAGUCACAGAAGAGCUAACUUCUGAGAAGAAGAAUCAAAUGUAUUUGAAGUUGGUUGAUUCAACACAAGGUCGUGUGUUUGGUCUUGGAGCUCUUCUUAGUGAGGUUUCCCUCAAUGCUAAAAUGCCAGUCACCAUUGAAACCCACUUAGAAAGUGAUGAGUUCAAGAAAAAGGUGGAAGACAUUUCUCAAGAAAAUGAAGAUAUCAAAGAAAGGCUGAGCAAACUUGAAGGCUUGGAGAAAAUGAUUGCCAUCCUUUGUCCAGCUAUUCUAUCCAGGGGUGUCAACAACAACCAAGUUUAA
Brassica rapa (field mustard) is the source of this 666-nucleotide messenger RNA. RefSeq lists its product as uncharacterized. The record is from RefSeq and is a predicted model, not a curated record. Lineage: Eukaryota; Viridiplantae; Streptophyta; Magnoliopsida; Brassicales; Brassicaceae.